This is a messenger RNA of Octodon degus (degu), 1395 nucleotides long. RefSeq names its product peroxiredoxin 3 (gene Prdx3). Gene Ontology annotation, biological process: hydrogen peroxide catabolic process; cellular response to stress; response to oxidative stress. Gene Ontology annotation, molecular function: thioredoxin peroxidase activity. The record is from RefSeq and is a predicted model, not a curated record. Gene Ontology annotation, cellular component: cytosol; mitochondrion. Lineage: Eukaryota; Metazoa; Chordata; Mammalia; Rodentia; Octodontidae. Bases 37 to 810 code for a protein of 257 amino acids. The transcript is spliced from 7 exons.
AGGCCCCGCCCGCCCGCAGCUCCGCGUGCGCUGAAGAUGGCGGCUGCAGCAGCAAGGUUGCUCCGGGCCUCGGUUGCACCCCGGGUGAGCGUAAUUUCUCGCGGCAUUUCUGCCUCUGCAGCCUUCGCACCUGUUGCUUCUAGAAGACCAUGCCUGACAAAGGCACUGUGGUCUGGGUCUCCUCAAGCCAAACUUCCCUUCAGCACCAGUUCCUUGCACCACGCUCCAGCCGUCACCCAGCACGCGCCCCCUUUUAAGGGAACAGCUGUUGUCAACGGAGAAUUCAAAGAGCUAAGCCUUGAGGACUUUAAGGGGAAAUAUUUGGUGCUUUUCUUCUACCCUUUGGAUUUCACCUUUGUGUGUCCUACAGAAAUCGUUGCUUUUAGUGACAAAGCCAAUGAGUUUCACGAUGUGAACUGUGAGGUUGUGGCAGUUUCAGUGGAUUCCCACUUUACUCACCUUGCCUGGAUCAAUACACCAAGGAAGAGCGGUGGUUUGGGCCGUAUGAACAUAGCACUUCUGUCAGAUUUAACUAAACAGAUUUCCCGGGACUACGGUGUACUUUUGGAAGGUCCUGGUAUUGCACUCAGAGGACUCUUCAUAAUUGACCCCAAUGGAGUCAUCAAGCAUCUGAGUGUCAACGAUCUCCCAGUGGGCCGAAGCGUGGAAGAGACCCUCCGCUUGGUGAAGGCAUUCCAGUUCGUGGAAACCCAUGGAGAAGUCUGCCCAGCGAACUGGACACCGGAUUCCCCUACAAUCAAGCCAAGCCCAGCGGCUUCCAAGGAGUACUUCGAGAAGGUCCAUCAGUAGGUGGCCAUGUGCACCUUCAGCUGCCCAGCUAGGCCAGAGCCACAACCACAUGCUCACAGGCUUUCAGAGAUGAUUAUUUAUAGACGGCAAAGCCCAAUUAUGUUUGUCCUUAGAAAUAGUACUCCAAACGCUCUGUUUCUGUAACUCUGGCUAGAGCUUUCUGAAGGCGGUCAGUUGCUGACCUCAGGAGACCUCCCUGGGCCACCUCCACAACUAGCAAAGUUUUCAGAAACCCAGUUCCCGUUUCCUCAAUUGUGUCCUCAGUCGGUAAAGAAAGCAUUUUUGUUUCUUAUCCUUCCUUGAACCAUCAUUGCCAACAAAGUAAUACCACGUGCACUGAAAGCUUCUGGGAGAGAGUCCUACAACUUUCUUCUUGAAUUUCAUCAUAUUUUUGGACUGAACUUUCUUUUAGGGUAACAAAGAUUAUGUCCUGUGUUGUUCGCAUUUAAAGUGGAUGUAUACAGAGUGAUGGAAAUGAAUGUGAAUCAUGUUACCAAAAAGCCCGAUGACAGAGAUUUACCUGAUCAUGUCUGAUAACCAUCCCUGAGAUUUACACAUUUACAUAGUUAAUUUUACUCAUUGCAU